Molecule: messenger RNA, 960 nt
Organism: Brachypodium distachyon (stiff brome)
Lineage: Eukaryota; Viridiplantae; Streptophyta; Magnoliopsida; Poales; Poaceae
Product: BTB/POZ and MATH domain-containing protein 4-like
Exons: 2
Coding region: 180-710 (176 amino acids)
Biological process (GO): protein ubiquitination
Molecular function (GO): protein binding
Source: RefSeq, a predicted model, not a curated record
CUUCUCCAAAACCCUAAACCCCCUCCCCAUGGAUUGAUUCCUCCGGCCAGAUCACUCUCCAAUCUAGCUUCGACUCCUCCGCCGGAAACGUCUGACGCCGCCGAACGGACGGACAGCACGAGCGGCGCCUCCAGAGGGAGACACCGCAACACAGUGACACGCACGCCAGGCAAAGAGCAAUGGCGUCGACCAACGAGUCGUCCUGCGUAACUCAGAAGGUGCUGGGCAAGCACCGGUUCCAGAUCUGCCAGUUCAGCUACGGCAAUGUCGGUGGCAAUGAUUACAUCCGCUCCGGGACCUUCAGGGUGGGGGGAUUCGACUGGGCCAUCGUAUACUGUCCGGACGCCGAUGCAGAACACGGUUGGGGGUACAUUUCGGUUUAUCUGGAGUUGAUGAGCAAGUACGCGGAGGUGUCGGCGCUCGUGGACCUCAGACUGAUCGACCAGGUCACUGGAAAGCCGUGUACGAUAUGCGCGACGAAGAAUUUUCCGAAUCAGUUCAAGUCUAGCAGCUUCGAGGAGGCUGCCCACAGGGUGGUGCUUGCUGCCCGAUCACCGGUUUUCAAACAGCAGCUCUGUAAACCCAUGAAGGAGACAAAAAUGAAACACGUAACCAUCGAUCGUAUGGAACCGGCGGUUUUUGAGUAUAUGCUCCAUUUCAUCUACACUGAUUCCUUACCUAGGAUGGACGAUCUUGAUAGAUCUGAAUAGAAUGAUGUGUUCCAGCAUCUGCUUGUGGCUGCGGAUCAAUAUGGGUUAGAGAGGUUGAAGCUUAAGUCUGAACGGUUCUUGUGCAUGAACAUUGAUGUGGGGAAUGUGACUGGUUUACUUUGUCUAGCUGAACACCACAACUGCCAGAAACUUAAAGGAGCUUGCGUCGAUUUCAUGGUUCCCUUGGAAAGAGUCGAUGCUGUGGUGGCAAGCAGAGAUUAUGAGAUAAUGAAAAUGGUUUCUCCCUCUC